CCAGUUGAACUGUAAACUCACGGGGAAGAGGGACGUUGCAAAUCGCAGAGGAAACGGAUGUGAUUCAGUGCUAGGCGCGUUGUACUAGUGCCCUGCUGACUCCAAACUCGGCAUCGAGAGUGCCAGUCGUGGAUUCUACCACACAGGGCCAGGAGGAGUAGGAGGAGGUCGAGGGCACCGCGCUGCACCCACAAGAAGAAUAAGGCUGACCUUCACUCGCUCUCGGACACGCUGCGCUGAAGCGCCGGGAAUGGAAGUAUCAUUUCGUCUCAUUGUAGAAGCCAGGAGGAUGACACUUUCACACGUUUGGAAUCGAGAGCUCCAAUCUCAUCCUGUGCUGUGAACGGGUUUUGUGAAAAGGGAGCGAAAUUCGCAAAGUGGAUCAACUUGGCGUGGAAGUUCCUUCCCCUGCCAAGAUUCCAGUGGUCUCUGCUUUUCUUUGCCGUCCAAGAAUCGAAGAUGAUGAUGCGGAGAGCAGCAGAAAGCACCGUGAAGAAACAGCCGGACACACUCGUUGCUCAGAAUGGCCACAAAAGGAAUUCGGAGUUAUUUCUUGAUCCCAGCGGUUUUCGUACUGGUGUCGCUGUUUUACUUGUACGCGCUCCAGAUGCCCCUCGGUACUCAGCUGCGUCCGAAACCUCGCAGCGCUAUCGAGAUGGCAGAUGAGGACUCUCCCCACUACUUGAUCAAAACUGCCGGCUGCACCAUCCCAGACAUCGACCCUAGUCAUCCGAGCGUGGUCUCCUACAAGUCUAAAAAGGCUGAAGUGCUAGUGUGCUCCAAGAACCGGCCCCUGACGGAGGACUCUGGCUUAUCUCUGCUCUAUUUCGAAGAGAGGCUGCCCGAUUACAAGGUGCCCAAGAAAGCGGUCUACUGUUACUACGAGGGCGUCGAUCGGAAAGAACAGGAGCCUGGCAAAUAUAACCGCAAAUGCGACAAGCAGUGGAAAAUCAAGACGAAGAUUCCUAUCAAGAAGAAAGAGACGCCCAUGAAAGAGGACGGGAUCUUGGUGACCUGCGUCGACACGCGUCGAAAUAACACUGCUUUUUAUCGCAACGCGCAUUUCUUCAUACAGCCACGAAGGGCCGCCCAGAAAAGGAAAGCUUUUCAGGAAAAGUACGGAGAGCGAAGCGAUGAGCAACUGAGCAUCAUCUUCCUGGGAACCGAUGCUGUUUCGAGGGGCAACCUCCGCCGCCACAUGCCCAAGACCUUCCAGUACCUGAGGGAGAAUCUCCACGUCAUAGACCUACAAGGCUUCAAUAAAGUCGCCGACAACACAGACCCGAACCUCACGGCGUACCUCAUGGGCAUCUCCUACGACGACCUCAAAAGUCACAAAUGCACCAAAGCAAGUAAAACUAGGUACGACAACUGUCCUUUGAUAUGGAAAGACUUCGAAAAGAAAGGAUACGUCACCGCUUAUGCAGAGGACGCCCCGUGGAUGGGCACAUUUCAUUACAACAAAAUAGGGUUCUGCAAGGAACCCACAGACUAUUACAACAGGCCUUACUUUUACGCCUCCGAUAGUACGAUUGGCCACAGCGCGGGUCGGAGAGGCUACAACGGAAAGCUUUGCCAAGGAGCCAGGAGCAGCAUCUCUCUGAUUCACGAGUACUCGCUCAAGAUCGCCGAGGAAUUCAGGGAUAUCCCUUACUUCGCCUAUUACUGGACUGCCUCCGUCACGCACGACUACUUGACGUCAGCAGUGAUGGCCGACGACCCUUCCCUACGCUACCUGAAGAUGCUGCAGGAGGGAGGGUACUUGAACCACACUGUUCUCUUAUUCGUCAGUGACCACGGACUCAGGUGGGGGAGCUUCAGAUCAACCUACGCUGGGAUGCUGGAAGAGAGGAUGCCUUACGUCACCAUGGCAUUUCCACAAUGGUUCAAAGAGAGGUAUCCAGAAGCCAUGAAAAGUCUCAGGACUAACACCCGGCGGCUCACGGCUCCGUAUGACGUCCACGCGACGCUUCACGAUAUUCUGGACGGUUCAUAUGCUGAUCCAGCAGCAAGCAAGACAAAAAUACCCUUCGCCAUCAGUCUGUUCAAGGAAAUACCAAAGGGCAGAACAUGUGGCGAUGCCGGCAUUCCCGACCACUACUGUGCAUGUGAGGAUUCGACAACAGCAGACCCAAACGACCCUCACCUCAGGGAGGCAGCGAAGGAGACUGUGAAUGACAUCAAUGAGUCUUUGCAGAAUUUUCCCGACUGUGUUCAAUUGUCGCUGGACAGGGUACUACAUGGGCGAAUAGGGACUGCAAGAAACGCAACCACUCCUAAAAAGCUAGACACUGUGGCCACAACUUACCUUGUUUCAUUUGUUACUAAACCAGGAGGUGCUGUGAUGGAGUCCACGCUGAAAUACCACGGUGGCCAAUACGAGCUCACGUCAGAUGUAUCUCGAGUGAAUAAGUACGGAAACCAAAGCCACUGCAUUAAUGAUGAUGUCGUAAGAAAGUACUGUUACUGUAGAGAUAUGUUGACAUAAUACGAUUUAAUUAAAAUUAUAGAUAGACCUCCAGAAAAAAAACUGGUAGCUAUUACAAAAAAAGAAAAAAAUGUAAAGUGUAGUACUAAACCCGUCUUUGGGAAUUUGUUUCCCUAGGAAAAUGAAAAUAAUGCCAUUUCAUUAUAAACUGUGAAUCAGCAUUUAGGAAUUUUCGUUCGAAUAAGAAAAAAUUGAACUGUCUUAGAGGUUUUUAAAAUUAAAAGACUUGCAAGUUGUCACCCAGUUUUGACUUCUCACUGGAAAAAUACAUAGAACAUUAAGUAUUUUUAGUUAUCACAAAAUGUGGGAACUAACAUUCAGGGUUCUUUUAGGAAAAAAAUGUUACAAGUUCCAAUGGAACGAUAAAAAUAGACAUAAGUAACUUUUUGACAUUGCAAAUUAUGUCACGAUUUUAAUAUUAUUUAAAGUAAGGACAAUAUUUAUGAGAAAUGACUUCAGAUAAAUCAGUCUUCCUCGUGUGUUACAUAUUUAACAUGGCAUCUCACAAUCUCAUAUCCUGGUCUGAAUUUAAUUUAUUUUUUUCUUUCAUAUUAUUUCAUCCUCAUUGUCCUUUUUAUUUAAUGUUUUCUAAGCUGAGAUUGGAUGCGAUCUUUGACUGCUGUCUGAGUGCUGUGUGUACAUAUAUGAAGGACUUGGUGUAUUUUGUAAAUAUGCUGAAAUAUAAAUGCUCUUGUAAAUAAUCUAAGUGCUAAGUAACUGAGUUGACAGAAAUGUGAUGGGUUAUUUUGGUGUUACAAAUUAUGGUACUGUAUUUUUAUAUGAUUUGUACUUGAAAAUAUUUUUUUUUAUAUAAACUGAAACAAAAGCCAUCAACAUAUGUGCUGUGGAUACAAACAGGUUAUGGUACAAAUUAAGAAUGAUAGUGUUAUACGGUUGUAUUAAUAUCUAUGCCUUAAACAUUUUUACAAGGUAUUUACAGUUUUGUUGCCAAUAACUAAAAAAGGAAACAAAUUGUUCCAGUAUACAGUACAGUGUUUCACACAUUCCCUUUGAUAAUAAUUUAAUUUUGAUAUUUUUUUUCCUUCCAAAUUCUAUAGUCUCUAGUUAAUUUUCAGUAGCUGAAAAAAAAUUAUAAAAUCAUUGUGAGUUACGAUGAUUCAACCUCAUGAAUGUUCUCGAUUUUUUAAGCUGAGAAGUCAGUUUUCCCUGUUACUGGCUCUUCUUCGGGAAGAAUGAUGAGAUCAUGAAAGUACAAAUACUUACAAACAUAAGGCAGAUCAUGUUAAAUUAGAAUUUAAGGUUUUAUGUAAGCCAAAUUUCAAGUACUAAUCAAUAUUACGUAUAUCACAUCCAAAUUCAUUCAUCAUAUUGUUCGUGUGAUAUAGUACUGUACUACUCAGAGCCUUAUAUUUCUCAUUAUCUAAGGGCACUAAUCUCCUCUAGGGACUAAAGUCUUUACAGUAGUGCGUUUAAGUUAAUAGCAUUUUCUUAUUUUAGUUUUACAAUGCAAUUUAUCGUACUUGCUGCAAAUUUUCUUUCUCAUAUGUAACAUCAUUUACAUAUGAGAACGUGGCAUUUAGAAUUAAAUUUCGGCAUUAAAAAACGUAUGUACAAUAUCUGAAUACAUAAUGAAAAUCUGUAAAACAGACUUUGUAAGUUUCAUUUAGAUCAUGGGGAAAACAUUGCGAUGUGAGUUUUGCCUUGUGAUUGACUAGAGAUUUCCUUACUGAGUGUUUUGUAUAUUUGUCCAAAAGAUUUUAAUAAAGAAAUAAUGGAAA
Messenger RNA from Macrobrachium nipponense, 4227 nucleotides. RefSeq lists its product as uncharacterized. The record is from RefSeq and is a predicted model, not a curated record. Bases 524 to 2488 code for a protein of 654 amino acids. Lineage: Eukaryota; Metazoa; Arthropoda; Malacostraca; Decapoda; Palaemonidae. The transcript has 11 exons.